Molecule: messenger RNA, 1425 nt
Organism: Lachancea meyersii CBS 8951
Lineage: Eukaryota; Fungi; Ascomycota; Saccharomycetes; Saccharomycetales; Saccharomycetaceae
Source: the annotation of a GenBank genome assembly
AUGGGCUAUUCUAACGCUAUUCUUGGACUGGGCUCGAUAGCUUUGGUCCUGCUCUUUCCGCCCUUGGCAUGGCACUCAAAGACUAGAAACACACCGGCCAUCAUUCUGAUCGUUUGGCUGAUCAUCAUGAACAUCAAGCUAAUCGUGGACGCAGCUAUUUGGGGUGGUUCUGAUUUUGCUGAAAAAUGGGCCGGCUACGGCUGGUGCGAUUUGAUGACAAAAUUGCAAGUUGGGGCCAAUGUUGGCCUAUCCUGCUCUGUGGCCAAUAUAGCCUUCAAUCUGCACACAAUCUUGAAGGCUGACUCCGUUCUACCAGCACCAAAAUCGUGGAGGAAACUGCGUACAGAUUUGAGCAUCAGUCUCGUCACACCUAUCAUGGUUAUGGGAUUGUCGUAUUUGGUGCAGGUGGCCAGGUUUGGAAUUUUCAGAUACAACGGCUGUCAGAAUCUACUUGCCCCAACGUGGGUCACCGUUAUCGUGUAUACCAUAUGGAUGUUCAUUUGGUCCUUUGUGGGACUCAUGUACGCGAUUCUUCUCCUUUACGUCUUCUAUCGCAAGCGUAAAGAUGUAAGAGACAUUUUGCACUGCACCAAUAGUGGCUUGAACUUGGCACGAUUCGCACGACUCCUCUUGUUUUGCGUCUUGAUUAUUCUGGUCAUGUUCCCAUUCUCGUUCUAUUCCUUCGUGGUGGAGCUCGAACAGCUCACCGGCAGUAUCGAUUUCCAAUCAGCUCACGACAGAUCAACUUGGAACACCGUAGUACGCUUAGAUGUCGGAAAACCACUCUACAGCGUGUGGCUCUACAUCCUAAUGUCUUACUUGGUGUUUGUCGUUUUCGGCCUGGGUACAGACGCGCUCAACAUGUAUGCAGAUUGUGCCAGGUGCUUAGGAAUGGGACCAAUUUUGGACAUCAUUUCGCAUCAUCUCGAAGCAAGAAGCCGGAAUCGGAGUUUUAAAGCUGGCGGCUUUUACAACAACGAGAAAGAUGCUUUCAAAAAUGCAGUUGGCCCGGGCAGUGCCUCUGAUGGCUCCAGUGUCUUCAAAUCUGCAAAAGGCUUCUCUGAUGGUGAAUCAUAUGAAAUUGGGGGUUCUACACCCACGUCUCCAUCUCAUUUUAUUAUCGACUAUGCUCUGCCCAACGAAAGAGCCAACAGGGAAAAGAUGCGGAGAAAUGCCAGUGGAAUCGAUGAUCUGGAUAGCUUGCCUUACAUCGCACAUCCGACAGCACCUAUAAGUUUUGACGAAGAUAUUCCAUUAGGUGACCAGUCUUACCAGAAUCCAACACCCAGUCACGCCUCUUAUCAGUCGUAUCGCCUGCACUCUUUCACGGACCCUCGAACCGCCAAAGACUUUAAAGAAGACGAGCGUUUGAAACCUGAUCCUACUGAUCCGUCUGUGUCCAAUUUUCAAGAAGUCUUACAGUAA